AUGGCGCAGUCGGACAACCAGGAAGUCUUCAUUUGCUUCGAGGGCAAAUACCAUGCCGAAUCAGUCCCGAAGGCACUAGGGUACUAUGAGACGCUCUCUGAGCUGGUCACGCACCAGCCCGGGUUCGUCUCGCAGACACCUUUUGUCUCCGUCGACCAGGACAACGCUCAAGUCUUGUACGUCAAGUUCGACAACGCAGAGCACUUGCAUGCCUGGAAGAAUCUUCCUAUUCACCUAGGUAUCCAGUGGGACGGUAGACAUGAGAUGUUCGUCGACUACCGGCUGAGGAUUGGCAAUGAGGCUCUGGGCUCGGGUCCAGAGGAGGGCGACUCAGACCAGAUCACUUUGAGUACCGGACAGUAUCUCCUGUUGUGGCAGUACCCGCGGCACCCCAAUGAGACGGACGACAUGUGCGGUCAUAUGGCCACCAUGGUACCGAGCGCUCCGCCUGCCGUGUGGCAAGGCUUGGUGGAUGCAGCCACGUACAAAAGCGAUACUGAAAUGCUCCGGAUCUCUUCGUGGGCGACCAGACGUAUCGGUCUUAUGGUCAAAGACUCCAUUCCGCGUGUCGAUGGGGACGGGUUGAACUUGAUCAGGGUAGAGAGGGAUUAUGGAAAGUACCAGAGGCAGGGGGCUCCAAGCGACGCCACCCGCUGCCAGAAUGCUGCACACGAGCACGACAAGGAGGGUCUGAAGCGGUGCUGA
This is a messenger RNA of Saxophila tyrrhenica, 705 nucleotides long. RefSeq lists its product as uncharacterized. Lineage: Eukaryota; Fungi; Ascomycota; Dothideomycetes; Mycosphaerellales; Extremaceae. The record is from RefSeq and is a predicted model, not a curated record. Bases 1 to 705 code for a protein of 234 amino acids. The transcript has a single exon.